Aegilops tauschii subsp. strangulata is the source of this 984-nucleotide messenger RNA. RefSeq lists its product as uncharacterized. The record is from RefSeq and is a predicted model, not a curated record. Lineage: Eukaryota; Viridiplantae; Streptophyta; Magnoliopsida; Poales; Poaceae. Gene Ontology annotation, molecular function: protein binding.
AUGCAAACGCAAUUGAUUGUGGGAGUCAUCUCCGUCCCAGACAAGAGCGCCGAAGCUUGCAAGCCCGCGGACGUGAUUCACCCCGAGCUGCUCGAAGCCGCGAGCAGGGGCCACUACAACGAGCUGGUACGUAUUCUUUUGCCCGGAAAAAAUGGAGCCGCGGCGGAACAUACCAUCGACCUCCCCCGUGAGGGUACUAGUGGCGCACUGGGCUUCUUGAAUUGUUUAGAUUGCUUACCACAUGCAUUAUGUGGUGGCAAACUGGGCUCGUCGUCGCAGUCCACUGGGGCGGUGGAGGGUCAGCCCCUGCCCUCAUCGCCCGCGACCCUCCUAACCGGAGUGACGUUUCAGGGAGACUCUGCUCUCCAUGUGGUCGUUGCCUCCGGGGAUGGCCGCACCAGCAAAAAGAAGGAUGGGGAUGGCCGCACCUGCAAAAAGAAGGCUGGGGAUGGCCGCACCAGCGAAAACAAGGAUGACCCGGAUUUCUUAAAGUGCGCGGAAUUGAUCUACCAGGAAGCCAAGCACCUCCUGGACAUCGCCAACAACACUGGCGACACGCCGCUGCAUUGUGCUGCCAGGGCAGGCCACGGAGAUAUCCUCUUUAGUCUCAUUGAUCUGGCAAAAAAGGAGCAAGGCGGAGAAGCGAUGGCCACGGAAGUCCUGACGAAAUCGAAUAAACGCGGGGAGACGGUCUUGCAUGAGGCCGUCCGUUUUGGGGACGAGAAGCUUGUUUCCGACCUGGUGUCAGCCUGCCCGUCGCUGGUCCGGUUCCCCUUAGAGGGCACCUCGGCGUUGUACCUAGCGAUCUCGCUAGGACACAAGAGUAUAGUAGAGCAGCUGCUCAAGUCCGAGGACCCGGAGCUGUCUUAUUCAGGACCUGCGGGGCAAAAUGCCUUGCACGCUGCUUCUCUGCAUGGCGGAGGUAUGUAUGUGCCUCGAAUAAUUUGGCAAUCUUCUUGUACAUAUAUUCUCCCUGUUCCGUAA